AUGAGUCUCCGCGACCUGGUCGAAGGCGAGGCUUUGAUGGAUGACGAUGAGAACGAUGAGGGCAUGGACGACUACGACGGCGAAGUCCGAGAGGGUGCUGGAAUCGGCAACCAUUACAAUGACUCGAGUGACGAGGACGAUGAAGAUGAAGACGACGAGGAGGCUCAGCGCGCCGUUCGUGAGGGCUUCAUUGUCGAUGAGGAUGAAGAGAUCGAGAAUCGCAAGCACCGCCGGCGCAGCGAGGGCAGGAAACGGCGCGCCGCCGACGAAGAGGAACACCUCGAUGAAGAAGAUCUGGAGUUGAUCGGCAUUACUGCUCCGGGUAACAGAGGUGCGACCUCUGAGUCCAAGUUCAAGCGCCUGAAGCGAGGCAAGGAUCGCGAGCAGCAGCAAACACCCCAAGGAAUUGAUGAUAUGUUUAACUCAGACGAUGAGGAGGAAGCUCAAGCUCCCCAAUACGGUCAUGGCCGAUCCGGCCGCCGCGGUGCUUACGAUGAGAUGGAGGGCUUCAUCGAGGAGGAUACCUUUUCUGACGAGGAGGCUCAGCGAGAGCAAGACGAUAUGGAGGUUGCACCUCCUGCCCGCCCAAGCAUGCCUGGUCUUGGUGCCACGGAAGCGGCAGGUCUCGACGAGAACGCAUUGGAAGACAUGCGCGCCGCGUUCGGUGAUGGUACCGAAUAUAGAUUCGCCCUUGAUAUUGAAGACCAAGAAGACGAUGAGAAGGAGGACGAGUCUAGACGUUUGGAUUUGAAGGACGUUUUUGAGCCCUCUGAGCUGGCUGAGAGGAUGUUAACGGAAGAGGACAACGAAAUCCGUCUGCUCGACGAACCCGAACGUCACCAGGUCGCCCGCAAACCCUACAAACAUGUCAUUCUGUCGGAGGAUCAGUUCCGCGAAGAGGCUAUUUGGAUCUCAAAUCUGAUGUUGCUCAAGAAGCGCAUGGACCCGGAGCUGCGUGAGCCUUUCCAGCGCUCGGUGGCCAAGAUGUUGGAAUUUCUGAUCACGGACGACUGGGAAGUUCCCUUCAUCUUCCAACACCGCAAGGACUACAUGAUCCAUGCGGUUAAAGAGCCCAUUAAUGGGGCCGAUCCCACCGACGAAACUGCUGAGUAUAGUAUUCGCGCCGAGAAGCUCUUGAAUAUGACAGAUCUAUGGGAUAUCUUCGACUACGACUUGAAAUUCCGUGCGCUGGUCGACAAGCGUAACACCAUACAGAAGGCCUACGACAACUUACAAAACCUUUUCAGUGUCAAUGAUGCCAACGUGGAAGACCUCCUGGCUGCGGCCGCUACUAUGGAGGAACUCCAGGAUGUACAAGACUACAUUCACUUCCAAUAUGCUGCGCAGCUGCGCGAAAUGGCAAUGGUCAAUGGUGAUGCCAAUGGAGAGCCCCACCGGCGCAAGGCUUCCAGCAAAUCCUUCUUCGAACGGGUGCGAAACGGCAAGGCUUACGGUAUGGUGCGUGCAUUUGGUAUUACCGCCGACGCUUUCGCACAUAACGCUUCCAAGGAAGGUCGCCGGCAAUAUACCGAAGAUCCCAGCGAGGGACCAGAGGAGCUGGCCGACCAAUUUGUUGACACGGAUUUUUCCAACACCUCUCACGUUCUAAAGGCCGCCAAGAGUAUGUUUGCCGAAGAGCUUACUCUGAGUCCUAAAAUGCGAAAGGUCAUCCGCCAAGCUUAUUACAUGAACGGAGUAGUCGACUGUUUCCGCACAGAGAAAGGUCUACGCCGGAUCGACGAGCAACACCCCUACUACGAGUUCAAAUACCUGCGAAACCAGCAGCUCAUGGACAUCGCACGACGCCCGGAGAUGUUCUUGCGAAUGCUGAAGGCCGAAGAGGAAGGAUUAAUGGAAGUCAAGGUCCGCUUUGAGAACUUUGAAAAGUUCCGCCAGCACCUCUACGCUGAUAUCGAGUCCGACAAUUACUCAGAGGUUGCUGAUGCAUGGAACCGUCUUCGCCGCGAGGUGCUUGACUUGGCCCUCGGCAAGCUGGAGCGGGUCAUCAAUCGCAGCGUCAAGGAGAACAUCCGACAGGAGUGUGAGAACCAUGUGGCUAGAGAGUGUCGUGAGGCUUUCUCUCAGCGCUUGGACCAGGCUCCUUACAAGCCCAAGGGAAUGGUCCUGGGUACAGUGCCGCGAGUCAUCGCUUUGUCUUGCGGAACUGGCACUGUGGGCCGAGACCCCAUUCACUGGGCUUACAUCGAGGAGGAUGGUCGUGUGCUUGAGAACGGCAAGUUCAAGGACUUGUCAGUCGGUGACCAAAGCCGUGGAAUCUCGGAUGGUGCCGAUGUAGCUGCUUUCCAAGACCUGGUGGAACGUCGCAAACCAGAUGUCAUUGGUGUUUCUGGAAUGACACCCGAGACGCGUCGCCUCUACAAGUAUCUCUCUGAACUGAUCGACUUGAAGGACAUCCGUGGGGCUACCUACGCCGAUGACCGCGACGAAGAAGUUAGUGAUCGUCUGGAGGUGGUUAUUGUUAACGAUGAGGUUGCUCGACUUUAUCACAACAGCCCUCGUGCUCGACAAGACAAUCCUGGCUUUGGUCCCUUGACCCACUAUUGUGUGGCCCUGGGUCGAUACUUGCAAUCUCCGCUUAAAGAGUAUGCCUCGCUGGGCCGUGACAUCAUCUCCAUUCAGUUCAAACCCGGCCAGCAAUUAGUGUCCCAGGAGUUGCUGCUCAAGCAGCUGGAGACUGCUCUGGUCGACAUGGUCAACUUGGUGGGUGUUGAUUUGAACGAAGCUGUCACUGACACUAUGAGCGCCAACCUCCUACCCUAUGUCUGCGGUCUUGGACCUCGAAAGGCUGCUCAUCUGCUCAAAAUUGUGAACAUGAAUGGUGGUGUUGUGAACAACCGAGUGGAGCUUUUGGGUGUCAACGCACAGUAUCCUGCUAUGGGUGUCAAGGUCUGGAACAACUGCGCUUCCUUUGUCUUCAUCGAUUUCGAGAACGCCGAUCCCGAUGCCGACCCGCUGGACAACACUCGUGUACACCCCGAAGAUUACGAUAUUGCGCGCAAGAUGGCCGCUGACGCGUUGGAGCUGGAUGAGGAAGAUAUCAAGGCCGAGACAGACGAGAACGGCUCUGGUGCGAUCGUUCGCAAAUUGUUCCGUGAGGAACAGCAGGAUCGUGUCAAUGACCUUAUUCUCGAGGAGUACGCCGAGCAACUCGAGAAGAAUCUCAAUCAGCGAAAGCGUGCCACUCUGGAGACUAUCCGUGCGGAGUUGCAACAGCCAUACGAAGAACUACGCAAGCAAUUCGUCUUCCUCAGCACCGACGAUAUCUUCACCAUGCUCACAGGCGAGACGCCGGAGUCCUUGGCCAGCGGUAUGGUGGUGCCUAUCUCCAUCAAGCGGGUGUUCGAGGAUCACAUCGAUGCCAAAUUGGACUGUGGAAUUGAUGCGCUAGUCUCAGAGACCGAGCUUGGUGUUUCCGUUGACAUGCCUGUCCGUUCCGUCUUCCAGGUCCAUCAGACUGUUCCCGCCAAGAUUAUGUUCUUGAACCGCAAGAGUUUUACCUGCAAUGUUUCAUUACGUGAAGACCAAGUAUCUGAUCCUGUCCGCCGUGCCCCCGAACACGGCUUCGACGACUGGGAUGAACUGCAGGAGAAGAAGGACAAGGAGUCGAUGCAAGAGAAGACGCAACGCGGUGGCCAGGCUCAGCGUGUCAUCAAGCAUCCGCUCUUCCGGCCGUUUAACUCCGCCCAGGCCGAGGAGUACUUGGGUUCUCGGAGUCGCGGCGAUGUGGUCAUCCGUCCUUCAUCUCGUGGUCCCGAUCACCUAGCAGUCACCUGGAAGGUAGAGCAUGGUGUCUACCAGCAUAUCGAUGUGCUCGAACUGGACAAGGAGAACGAGUUCUCCGUUGGCCGUGUGCUCAAGGUUGGAGGCCGUUAUACAUACAGCGAUCUUGAUGACCUCAUUGUCAACCAUGUCAAGGCCAUGGCCAAGAAGGUGGAGGAGUUGAUGGCGAACGAGAAGUACCAAAAAGGCAGCAAGUCCGACACCGAUCAAUGGCUCGAGACCUACACCAAGGCCAACCCUCGUCGCUCCGCCUAUGCAUUCUGCAUCAACCCCAAAUACCCUGGCUACUUCUACCUCUGCUUCAAGGCGGGCGAGCACUCCAAACUCCAAAACUGGCCUGUCAAGGUUAUUCCACAGGGCUUUGAGUUGCAGAAGAACCCCUACCCGGACAUGCAGGCCUUGUGCAACGGGUUCAAGCUGAUGUUCAGCAAUAUGCAGGCCAGUCGGAGGUGA
Molecule: messenger RNA, 4254 nt
Organism: Penicillium maclennaniae
Lineage: Eukaryota; Fungi; Ascomycota; Eurotiomycetes; Eurotiales; Aspergillaceae
Gene: spt6
Product: chromatin-remodeling histone chaperone SPT6
Exons: 4
Coding region: 1-4254 (1417 amino acids)
Biological process (GO): mRNA transcription by RNA polymerase II; nucleosome organization; transcription elongation by RNA polymerase II
Cellular component (GO): transcription elongation factor complex
Molecular function (GO): histone binding; nucleosome binding; DNA binding
Source: RefSeq, a predicted model, not a curated record